UCACCCCACAUUAAUUGGGGUAGGUGUGGAGUCGGUCUACAACAGCUUGAGCUUGCAGUUGCAGACUCGUCUGAAGCUCCGGAAAUGACUACCUCACAGGAAACAUCCUCUGUACACGCUACUUCACGCAAAAGCAGUGAUUCAGCAUCACCCACAAUGAUACACCACCGUCAGACAUUGCAGCUACCUCUUCCGAUUCCAGACAUCUUCUACUCCGCUGCUGGGGGUGCCCAUUACUCUGGAGCGCCUGUGUCUGAGGAUGACGAUCAAGUUAUCGUGUCUCCUGCCAAUGGAAAGCCCAGCCCACCCAUGGACGACAUGAUUCGAGAUCGCAUCAUGGUUGACCUGAAUGAACUCUACUGUUGUCGGCCGUCAAAGGAGAUUCUUGAGAGAACUUGGAGGCCCGAUGCAGUUUUUGAGGAUCCUUUGGUCAGAUGCGAGGGUUAUGCGCAAUAUGCUCCUCAGUGGUUUGCCAUGCCUAAGAUUUUUUCAAAGUCAGAGACAAUCUCGAGUCGAGUCAUGUCAUUUACUCGCUUGCCGAAACGUCUCAUCUACUCGCAAACGCAAGAAUAUACUUUACGGUACAUAGGAUUCAAAAAGCGAAUUGAGUCUAUCAUCGUGGUGGAUUUGGAUGAUGACGACAAGAUAAUACAUAUGGCAGACCAGUGGAACGGGGAGUCGUUGUCGUCUUGGUUUGGUGUCAAUCUCCUCAGACGCGCAAAUGCCCUUGUCACGCCAUGGUUCGUUGGUACCCCCAAAGCUUGAUGCUAAGGUACAGAGGUCGUCCGGACGUCAACUCUGAUGCUAUAUCGUAAUUCGCUAAGUGCUUGUUUCUCGG
Suillus fuscotomentosus is the source of this 838-nucleotide messenger RNA. RefSeq lists its product as uncharacterized. The coding region runs from base 85 to 765 and encodes 226 amino acids. The record is from RefSeq and is a predicted model, not a curated record. The transcript is spliced from 5 exons. Lineage: Eukaryota; Fungi; Basidiomycota; Agaricomycetes; Boletales; Suillaceae.